UAAGGUAAGCGUGACUUUUUCAUUAAAACAAAAGAAACUAUUGUUAAGUGGUUUUUGGUUCGCGAAUCCGUUUUGUUCGCAAAUUAUAAGCGCUUUUGUUAAUUGUGAUACGCCAUUUUGAAUUUUUUUUCUCGCGGCGUCAGUUUUGUGGACAAUUAAAUUUUUUUCCUGUAAAGUUUUCGGUGGAAAGAAAAGUUUUUGCACUAUAUUAAGAGUGUUUUUUUCUCUUUAUUUUGAGAGUUAGGUACAAUUUAGCACAGCAGGAGAAAUCUGGCUGCGGAAACAAUUUGAUUGCUGCUUUGGUUCUUCGGAAAAAUUCCGUGACUUUGGCAUUGCGUUUGUGUGAGUGACGGUUUAUUCCGGUGAGUAACAGAAAUAAUUACAGUUUGUUGUUUUAAAAUUUUGACUUUAUAUAACUUGUAAUUUGUGGUGAUUUGAAAUUGAUAGAUUUUUGCCUUAUAUUUCAUUUUGAUCAGAAUUUUGACAAAAAUGUCCUACAUGGUGGCCCCUAAUAUUGAACCAUACCGCAAGGGCCAAUCUUUUGCCACUUGGAUAAAGCGUUUGGCGGUUCAUUUCCGGGUGAACAAAGUUAAAGAUAAUGAAAAGACGGAUCAGAUGUUCAUCUUGGGAGGAGAUUUUUUGUUCAGUAUGGCAGAAAUACUCUACCCCACAGAAGCAAUGAUGGAAGAAGUGUCGUAUGAAAUUUUAGUGCAAAAGCUUAAGGAGAGACUUGACAAAACUGAUUCAGUCUUGCUCCGAAGAUAUAUUUUUGGCACAAAGGUUCAACAAUCGGGAGAAUCGGCAAGCGAUUUUAUAUUUUCGUUAAAACUCCAAGCGGAGCAUUGCGAAUUUGGGGAGCAAAAGAAUCGUCUUAUUCUUGAUCGUAUUUUGGUUGGGUUGUCUGAUGGCUCGCUUAAGCAUCGUCUUUUUACGGAGGAUAGCUCCAAGUUAACGCUUGAACAGGCGGAGAAUAUUAUCGCUACGUGGGAAAUGGCGGCUACUCAUUCAAAAGCUUUAACGAACAGCGAUGUCGAUUUGGUAGCUUCACUGGACACUAGGUACCCUUUGACUCAAGGUAGAGGUGCGGUUAUUCAACGGAUGAGGGAAGCUCAGCAAAAUUUUCACGGUUCGGUAAAAAGUCGACUUGGUGUUCGACCUGAAAUACGACCGGCGGAAGAUAGUCAGAGAGUACAGUUUCACUCACAGCGUUUUGAACAUCGUAAUUCGUCGGCUAGUUCAGCUCGUGGUCAAUACAAAAUGGACGACCAACAAUGGCCGAUUGAUCAGCGUAUCUGCUAUCAUUGCGGACGUAGAGGACAUGUGCGAAGGAAAUGCUACAAGUGGAAGAACGAGUGCGGCAAGACGGUUAAUCGUGUUGACACACAGGAAGCUAUUACCAGUGCAAACCAUUUAACAGAACCAUUAGAUAGCUUGAGGAUCCAAGAUUCGGACUCAGAUGGUAAUAUCUCAGAUCAUGGUUGGAAACGAGGCGACUACUACGGUUCAUCGAAGCCAAAUAAGAAUCGUUACGAAUAAACGAGGUUCACCAUAUCAGCCAAGACCAUCGAUGCGAAUGGUCAAGACUGGUCGGCCAAUCCUGACUGUCGAGGAACCUGUAGUGGCAACACAAGAUGGAAGCGAUGUCCGGCAAAUACCAGAUCGAAAUCCAACCGUCGAAUGAUCCUGAUACACAAAUUUUUAGAUUAAGUAGGAAACGAAAAUUUCCACCAGAUCCGGUAGCGCUAAUUGGCCUACCUAGGCGUUCGAAAAGAGCUAGAAAACCUAGAAUCGAAUAUGAAUUCGAAUAUUUUUGAGUUUGUUGUUACAUGAAUUAUUGUUCAUUCUUUUUAAAGGAGGAAGAGCUAUUGUAUAUUGAAUUCUUGUUACUUACACUUUAGAGUGUAUUCAGCAACACUUCGGCGCAGCGCGCAACACUGCUGUCAUUAUGAGCAAACUUAAUAAAUGAGCUAGAGGCUCACUUCUGUUAUUUGCAACCAACUGUGUUAGACGUGUUUUAGUGAACUUAAAA
Molecule: messenger RNA, 2029 nt
Organism: Malaya genurostris
Lineage: Eukaryota; Metazoa; Arthropoda; Insecta; Diptera; Culicidae
Exons: 2
Coding region: 490-1536 (348 amino acids)
Molecular function (GO): zinc ion binding; nucleic acid binding
Source: RefSeq, a predicted model, not a curated record